Molecule: messenger RNA, 8255 nt
Organism: Lineus longissimus
Lineage: Eukaryota; Metazoa; Nemertea; Pilidiophora; Heteronemertea; Lineidae
Product: macrophage mannose receptor 1-like
Exons: 4
Coding region: 544-1641 (365 amino acids)
Molecular function (GO): signaling receptor activity
Source: RefSeq, a predicted model, not a curated record
GAUCACGGUUCGCACUCGUGCUGCCAGCAUCCGAAAUAAAUUGUCUGUUGGAGGGGUGUUCGGGGAAAUCUUCACAACGUUUGACUUGGAAUACUAAAGACACUGACUUGUAAUAGUAGUCGAAAGAGCGGGUGUGGUCCACCAGGUUUACCUUUGAAUUCCAACACGAGAUAUAGCAGUCACCGUGUUAUGGAGAUACGCUCUGAUUGAACACCAGUGAAGAAGGAGUGCAAGGUCGAUUGCGAUGCGUUUCGAAGUCAUUUAUAUAUGACAGGCGAAGAACAGCGUUAAAUGGAUCGUCAACCAUUGAAUUAUUUCGUAAUUAUUUCGGUUGAUAUCGCCAAGCAUUAGGAUACACUCCAGCUGAGUGGUGGUGUCACCCUAAAUGAAAUAGUGGUAUACUCUAAAACGGAGUACUGAGUUAUAAGUGAUUGUGGUUUCAUUUAACUCGUGAGUUGAACAAGUGGUUUCCUUUAACUGGUGAUUAUUGAUACCAUUAUUUGCCAUUAAUCUGAAGAAGGUUCUCAGGGAUUAUCUUCAGACAUGGAGACUACUUUAGCGAUACUGUUUGCUGUCCUGGCAGUUCAGUCGAGCCUAAUAGAUGCAUACCUCCCUGAAUGUCCAUCCGACUAUUUCACCAUUCGAUCAUCAUGCUAUAAAUUCAUCAAUGGCUUCAAAUGGUACAACGACGCAAGAAUGGUUUGCGCCCAGAACAUGGGCAGUCUGAUAGAACUCCAAACUAAGACACAGACGCAGCUUCUUCUAGAUUAUAUGCAAACAAAUCUGCGUUACUUCGUGGACCACACCCGCACUGACAUAUGGCUGGGCGGCUUCAAGCAAGAGAACCCACACCUCUGGCCAGAAAGGAAAUGGGUCUGGCUAAGCAACAGAACAAAACUGCUAGACGCCUACCAAUACACGAACUGGGAGGGCCAGAAAUCAGUCGCAGAGGAGAAGAGAUACUGCCUGAGCGCAACAUACAACAAUCUGAAAUGGAUGCCGAGAAACUGCAAUUCGGAACUCUCCUACUUCUGCCAGAUCAUCCGGAAGCAUGCCUGGUUUACCACUACCAAGGAGCGUUAUCCACCAUGUCCGGCUGGUUUCAUCCGGUUCGGGACGUCGUGUUACAAGUUCCUGUACACGCAUCAGCGCCAUAGUGACGCGAGGCUGGAUUGCAGCAAGCACAUGGGCGAUCUGGUCAAAAUCGAGUCGAAGGAGGAGAAUGAGUUCUUGUUAGACUAUAUCAAAACUAACUUAUAUGACGUCCCUUUGAAUGGCUUUUGGAUCGGCGCCGACCGUUUUGACUGGCGCACCCAGUACGGUGCAGUCUGGGUCUGGCUCUCGGAUAACAAGCUCUUGAACCAGAGCAGAUUCAGCAACUGGGGGAGUGGCGAACCGCACAAGGACACAUCAAGAAACUGCCUUUACGUCGACCACAACGACCUCAAGUGGCUCGGAAGUGUAUGUAACGUCAAACGACAAGCAAUAUGUGAAAUUCAACUAAAAGCUGAUUGGUCGCCAAAUGAUCCGACGAAAAUGGGUCUCCGGACAUGUGAUGCGCCUAAUUUUAGAUAUGAUGUCAGCGCUUCUUUUGCAGUGGUGGUUUUAGCGCUGUUGAAUGUCUGCCUGGCUUGGAGUUGAUCGGUUGUUUUGGUGUAGAAAGCAUGGUUUAAUCAAGAGGUAAAUCUUUUUAGAGUACAGAUUGCAUCUAUCGUGUUUCAUUAAGGCUUCAAUUUAGAUAUCUAUUGAUGAAUUGAUUUGGAAAGUUGCUAAAAAGCAAUCAGACCGACCAAGCAGAAGAACAGAAAUGUACAUUGACCGAGCAACGAAUUAAUUAAUAAGCUAAUGACCGUGCGUGACCUCAAACUCUGGAUAAUCAAAGGCUGUCAUGUGUCUUUCGAUUAGCUGAUUCUCUCCCCUCGCCUAUCUUGAUUAAAACAUGUGAAUUACGAAUAGUGUGAUGUGUGUAUCAACUUGUUAAGUAUCAGACACCUAACUAUUCAUUCAGCUUUGCUAAAAUGCAAAGUCGUAUUUGCGAAAAACUGUCAAUUAUACAUCCGAUCCCUUUCGAUAGGGAUUCUUGACUUUUUCUUUUGGAAAUGGUUGAUUUUAGCGAUUUUGAAAAGUGACAAAAUAAUUUAAACCACAAUAAACUUCAUCAUUUACUAGUGAAUCUUUGAAACUAAAAUAAUAUUUUAUUUAAAAAAAAAAAAUUUUUUUUUGGGGGUCUUUCAAUUUCAAGCCUUCUUUUGUUAGUAUACCUCCUGGCUUUACUGUUGCUUGCAUUGGCCAAGGUCUCUAUGACUAUUUUAAAUCACCAUAGCAUUUAUUUACUUGUUCGGCCUUACGUGUGGAUCUGCUGAGUGGAGCCAUGUAUUUUAUGUUUCAUGGUUCUCCUAUUGAAGCCAUGUCUAUUAGUUUUUUUGCCUUUUGAAGGAGCGGAAGGUCCACAGAGAAACUUAUCAAUCUAGUUUCUUUUACCUUAAAUAUAUUUUAAAAUACCCACUUCUGAGACAAGCUAGUGGCAAUACAUGUACUAAAUAUCAAUGUUGUCGUUACUUGAUCAAACUAUUUUUUCAUCAACCUGUUCGUUUUACAACAAAACCUAUACAAACCUGGGCGAUAAAGGUAAUGUAUUGAAAUAUCCGCCGAGGGAUUGAAAAUGUUAAGUAAAUUACCAGAAAUGACUAAAGAAAUGAGGUUGUCAUUAAAUCUUAUAAAGAAAGCAUACCGUGGAUUUAAUUUCAAAAAGCUUAGUAAGCUGCUUGGAAAAAGUCGUUGUGCUAUUUUAUUUUAGCCUUUAUGUCUGUAAUGGUGCUCAGUGUGAAUCUGCGAUUCGACAGGACUACAUGCAGUGCACUACUGGUCACUCCAUAUCUAAUUAAACUACGUAGUUUAAAGUUCGUUGCACUGCUGUACAUUUUAUGUACAUAACGUAGCAUUAUAUUCUGAAACAAGACAAAAUAUCUUACCAUAAAGACCGUAAUCACAUUUAUGAUUUCUACUAUAUUUGACUGUAUAUUGCACAUCAGAUCCAGAUGAUUCACACACUAGGUUAAUCAUAUAUUGUCCGAACCAGUUUUUUACCUGGUAGUUUCUGAAUGAAACUACUCAUAGUUUCAGGCCUAUACUAAUUAUGAUUUUUGGAUAAGUUUGCGCUUCUUCAUGUUCGUCAUGCCGAAAGUUAAAAAUAGUCGAAAAAAACACGUUUUAAUGACUUUGUUUGGCUUUAUCAAAUAAUAUAUCUAAAAAAGUGGUUUGAUGGUGAGUAUGCUCGGGUGCUAUUCAGGGCCGAGAAUUAACAUCUUGAUUUUUGAGUUGGGCCACGUACCUUAAGAGUAAAGACUGAAAUAUGAAACUCAUCGGACGCCCUGCGCACCUUAUACGAAGCCAAGAGGCCUAUUACAAUGAGAUUGAACCGAGCCAAUAAUGCUAGACUUAAUCAUUGUAUUGAAUGUGGUGUAUGUAGAAAUAAAUGUUUAUAUAUACUUCCUUUUUAACUUAACUCGGCGAUAAUUUUAUAUGUACGAUUCUUGUCUUUUUUCUAUUGAACCAAUUCGUUAAAUAAUGAACCAAAUUAACGAAGGUGAUAUCAGAUAGCUUGUAUACUAAUGAUGCACUACUCAAGCUAACCUCUAUCCAAUCUCUUUUUACCUUCUAAUCCAUGUAAUGAUUUCGUUUAAAUCUAUUGAUACCUGUAGACCGCAACAUUUUCGUUAUUUUUGAGAUUCGAGAUUAUUUAUGAAAAAAUUAACGAUAUAAAUUUUUGCGGAUAACGAACUAUAUUUUCAAUUUUCCAAUGAAGAAAUAGUUUUUACGUAAUUCCUAUUUUCGCGAAACUUGGUUAUUCGCGAAAUCCGCGAAAAUAAAACACCCAGCAAAAAUUUGGCAGUUUACGGACCGAUUUUAUCUUUUUCAUUUCGCCACAGGGGGCCCUGUAUUGAAAGUUACAAUUAAGGAGUCAAUCGUUAAUACAAAGAAUUAUUAUGCAAACUUUGGUGCAUCUGAAUAUCUGAUGCCGGGUGAUAUUUGAAUGACGUAAUGAUUGAGUGGGGAUUUAGAUUUUCCCGAAAAUAGGUUUUUGGCAAUCGGUACAUUAUGUAUCGAUUGUCGGAUGAAGAAAUAUUUUUUGUUCAUGCAGAUCGAACACAGGGCAUGAAAAUGACUUCCAUUGCAACUGAAAUCGAUAGAAAUUUUAAAAACUUAUAUCAUUGUAUUUCGAAACUAACAGCAAAUAUAACUUAAUUUGGCUAAAGUUCGUAAGAAAUGUGCCAUUCUCCAGCAGCUGUGUGGCAAUUGAAAACAUUUUUCAAAUCAAUUUUUACCCAACUGCUGUUAUUCAUACCAGAUUAUGUUUCAAUACAUUUGGUGUCGUUUUAUUGCUCAAUAGGUAUUUUGUAGAUCAUGUUAUUAUUGGUAAAAUACAUAAUGCAAAGUGAGCCUUUGUUUUUGCAAGAAGUGCCAAUAUUUGUGAAUAUUACAAAAAGGCAUUUGUGCAAGUAUUUGUAAUUUUUCAAAUUUCGGAAAAUCACCAUUAUGGCGUUCGGUGCAGGAGAUCUAUUGUCGGACAGUAUUUUUGGCAAUGUACCACUCUGAAGAUGUAAGGCAUUCACGAUGCCCUAUGUUCAAGAAGAAAAAAAUGGAAGGUAAGGGAGUGUCGGAAUAUUAGAUAGGGUUGUAAGUUCAGUUAGUUGAACGAUGACAACUUUUUGGGUCUUGUACUUAAUCGGCAUAGGUUUAACUAUUUUCUCUAAAUGGAGAUAAAGGCGAUGGCGAUUGUUCUUUCAUAAUUCGCAUGUUGUCUGAAAUCAGUGACAUCCAAUAAGUGCUAUACAGCUAUUAUUUUGAGGCGGUUUUGCAUUGGAAUUCCAACACAUUGCAGGGGGGCAAAAAAUAUAAAGAGCUUGAUUUGGUGAAUUGAUUUAACUCAGUUAAUGGUUAUGGUAUCAUAAUAUCAUAUCGAAAUUCAGCCGUUUGGCCUACUCACUUAGCUGCGGGCUACAUCGUGAUAAUGCAAUGCAACAUUCCUGUCCGGGUAAUAGAACUCCUGGACCAUAAAUUGUAUGCUGUGAUCGGCAUUUUUGUCAGCUUGUGUUCAGUUAAUUGUAUUCUUGGUGCUGUCUUCGAAACAUAGAACGGAAAUGAUCUAUCUUUGGUCCAGAAAUGGUUUUAGUGAAGAGAAGAAGCGGAGGUAAGUGAGGUUUCUCACAAUGUGGAAUUAAACUUUUCAAUGACUGCUGGUGACGGUGUUGCCGAGUGCAUUACACAGUGUUGCCCUGUGCAUCAUACUGUAUUGCCGAAGUUCAUCACACAUAAAUUAAUAAGAAAAGCUUUAAGUCCAAAGACAAUGAAUGCUAUCAUUAGACAAUCGCAUUCGUCUGUUCGUAGUUAUUGUACCAAGAUAUGAAUAGUAUUUUCAGAUUCUCUGUUUUGAGGGCAACGCUAAGCUCCUAAAAAUGGCGUUUAAAACACAUGUCUUUCGUCAUUGAUUCUAAAUCAAUGGUCUUGUAUAUAAGCAUAUAUUUAUUGUAUUUCUACCUAUUAUCAACCAGGCGUUUAAUACAUUUAUUCGAAUUUACACAAACAUUUUGCUCAUCCUAAUCUGAGAGAAGAAUUAGUCUCUGUUCUCCUGUGAUCACUUGUUUUGCCUAUUGCACUGGACCCACUGCCCCUUCUCGCUCUGCUGGUGGCUCCACUAAUCGGUCACAAAAGUUUGCACCGGUACUGCCACCUUCGUGGUCUCUAGAAAUCAUGAUUUAAUUGCGGUCACAGUAGGUGACGUCUAAUUACAUGACUCUUAUACAUUCAAUCACGAUAAAAAGUACCGGUGCUGCCACCUAUACCUCCUUACAUAUCCUGACGAAUGUUUCCGUACGAUAGAACUACCAGGUUAGGAUGAGCAUUAGUUUAUAAAAUGGCGUUCCAAUUUACGAUUUAUCCAACUAAGGCGUUACCAGUCCAGCCAGUUCGUUCGUGGCACUUGGCCAUAGGCCGUGCUGGAUCCUUUACUUCCUCAACUCGCAGAAACCUUUUAUCAUUUUUUUCUUUAAUAAAAUGUAUAUUGUUAUUAAUUGACCAAUCUGAGGCACAGAGUUUUUACGUUCGUUUUAGGUGGACUUAGACUGAUGAUGCACUUGCCGUUCAAUUUUAUGUGAUAUGAUUACAUAUACAUAACUUAAGCAUGCAGUCUUUUAUAGUAUUUUGAGUUCACUAUGGACACGGGUGUAAUCAGUACAAGAAAACCUUGCAAACCGGUAAUUUUAAUGAACGUUAUUACGCUAUGCAUGUGCAUAAAUCUGGUUGCCAACGUCGAAAAUCCCAAUGUGAUUCUUGAUACAAGAUUCAUACUUAAAAUCGUCUUCAGUUUCUUAAUAACGAACUUGUAAAAUCUUACAAAAAUUUUGUUAAGGUUGAGAUUUAUACGAAACGUGAACACGAUCCUCGAUACGAUUGCUUUCGUGUAAGCCGUAUUCUGCUGUCAUCGGAUGCAAAUAAUGUCCGGGUGAAAUCUAUUACAAGCAAUGGACAUUUUAGGCCUGCGAUAGGACAUGAAAGCACCUGACGGAAUUUUACAAAAGGUCCUCUUUCUGGAUCAUACAGGAUCAUUACAAAUUAUUGAAGGCGUUGUUUCGUAUCUACCAGUAAUGCAGUAAAGUUUCAUAAACACUUCUUGUGAAACUGUUCAAAUCGAAUCGCCACAGGGAGAAAAACAAGUUUAAUUCAUAUCUUGCGUUAAAUAAAUCCACCAGUACCAUAUUGCCACAUCGUGCUCCGAAUCGUGCCGCAGGAAUCAUAUUGUAUAACCAACCCUGGAAACAUAACCUUCAUCAAUAUAUCUAAUGCAUUGAUGAUAUAUCACUUGAUGAUACCACGAGGCCAAUCGGUUUGGGUGUGGUCCAAUAGAUUUUGAUUACAUUUGGCAGUAGGCGUUACGCAAUGAAUACAAUAACGUAUAAUGUAUAAUGUUACGCGUAAGCCAUAUUGCUUAAGUGUAUGCUUCAUCAAACGAUGAAAAAGUUUUUACAUUAUGGGAUAAAAACUGUCAGAUAUUCUAAAAUCGUAUAACUACAUUCAAAAAAUGCUGCUGUAAUUCCCUCGUGGUUUUUUUAUCAGAGGGUAGUCCGUUACCGGUAAUUAAUGUAUCAUUUCUUGAGGUUAGUGGGAAUGCAAUAGUUCAUUUCUUUACAAGCCGGACACGUAGUUUUCACGUGUACUUCUGGAAUUGCUAGGGCUACAAAUGUACCUUGCAUGUGCAGUGCUAGUGUUUCCACGUUAUGUUGUAGUAGGAAUGCAAUAGUUCCUUUCCUCAAAAGACAGAAAAUUACGAAGUUUACACGUGUACUUUUGAAAAUGUUGGAGCUACCUUGCAUAUGCAGUACUAAUGUUUCACCUGAAUGUUAUAGAUUUUCCUCUAACAUUUCCAAAGGCCAUAAUGUAAACAAAUGUGAACUAUUUCUGAGCUAGCCUCAACUUGUGCUACAGCUGGCACCCGUGUCCAAAGUUGUUGUUUUGAUCGCGUCGGUAAAAUCUAUAUCAACGUUUACCAAUACAUUGCUUACGUACCCCCUAUUAAGGCGAACCAUAUUUACAUUUAAAAGCUCGUUUAUUAUCAGUUAGAUAUAUAUGUCUUAUUUAUCACUGUUGUUUAGCGUAAUGAUUAUUUGGUGUUGUAUAACAGUUAACAGCAGAUAAUAUGUUCCUUUGUCUUUUUAGUGUUUAAUGCAUGCGUUAAUAUGGUCAUGUAUAGGCCUCUUUUUAUCAGCAAAUUGCUGGAAAACAUGUAUUACUUAAAAUUGAUCCACAUUUGGUGAGGUUUGUUUAUAAUUAUGCCAUCGUGUAUCAAUAAACAUCCCCUUUACAAGUGCUAAUUGUAGUAAACCGCGUGUUUAUAUGCAAAUGGGCAUAUAUCAAUAUAAAAGGGAAAGCAGGACAAGUAUUGAUUGAUGAAAGUGAUUUUCAUUACACAGAGAAGACGACACUUAUGCCUAUUCACUUCCUUACAGUGUGAUGUUCCUAAUAUUAUUCAUAUUCUUUGGUGAUCAUCCAGAAAAAAGACGAUGCUGUACAUUACAUGCAGAGGAUCUACUAUAACCCCAUUUAUUCAUUUCUUACCCAUUGCUUUAACACAAUUGACACAUCUUAAUAUUUUCAGGCAAAAUAAAUUGCUGUCAAAAGAAAGAUUUCCAUUACAUAUCAAGGAUUUAAUGGGACUAUGAUAUAUAUUUAUGGAAGCAAUCUUUCGUUGAUACAUGAAA